Molecule: messenger RNA, 3189 nt
Organism: Oldenlandia corymbosa var. corymbosa
Lineage: Eukaryota; Viridiplantae; Streptophyta; Magnoliopsida; Gentianales; Rubiaceae
Source: the annotation of a GenBank genome assembly
CAAAGUUUCUCUUCAGUCUUCAGACAACGCGUGUUGGUCCUUGGACCAUCGUCUUCAUCUUCGUCCUCGUCAUCCCUUUUCCUCUUAAACAUAUUAACAAUUUCCAGAUAUUUCUGAAAAUUUACCGGGUAGGUUCUCAAUUCUCCAUCCAGAUGUUCCUUUUCAUUUCAUUCCAAUUGUUUUUAUCGACUUUUUUGGGGCCCUUUAUUGCGUUUGGAAAAUUGGCCCUUUUUGUAAACUUCAAAUUCUUAUAAUGUUCGCGUAUAUUUGUUGGCUUGAGGCAUCAGGUUAAUUAAUCUAGUGAGGCUUUCCUUUCUCUCCUUCUUUCUUGCUUUGGGUAUUUUGGCGUGAUUGGGGGGAUUUUGGGUUCGCAAUGCUACACUUUUUAUUGGGGAAGUUAGGAUUUUCUUGAUGUAGUUACGAUAAUCUGACUCUUGAGCUGUAUCAAUUGUUUCAAUUGUUACUUAUUACGGAAAGUUAGGUUGAUUGAUCUGGUGCGCAAUUCGGUAACCCAGGUAUUGAUAUUCCUCAACUUCAGUGCUGAAAAGAUCCUGGUUUCGUAUCGUGUAACUAACUAUAAGCGUAUUCAUAGUAAUUGAAAUGGAAAUUACUGAAUGUUGUUAAAGGGUUAUUAUCUCUUUUGUUAAAGGAAUCCGCAUCCCCUCCCGCGUCCAAAUUUUGUAGCUAAGACAGCUCCUUUGUUAUGCUUCGUGAUGAUUGUGUUAACCGCUUUAAUUAAAGUUAAACGAUGCCCUUUCAUUUGCUUUUCCCUUUUGCUGGGUAAGGGUUUGUUAGCUUAUAAUGAUCAUUAUUGUGAAUUUUUAGUUGAAGUGCUUCCCCAUUUUUCUUUGUUUGCUCUGCUGGGCAGUUAUCCUUCGUUUUUUUCACUUGAUGUUGUUGUUUAUUUGUGAAGUAGCAUAGUUCUUUGGAGAUUCUCGGGGCACCUGUUUGGUUCAUGGCCCCCAUAAUGUAGUUUGGAUAAUGUAUGCUCAAGUGACAGCUUAUUAGUUUGUCUAUUUCUCUUUGCUGCUAGCUACUGAAUUAUUGUAAACUGAUGCAGUUAUUAAGAAGGUUCUUAGAAUAGGAUGGCUCCUGACAUAUGGCCAAAGUUUCCUGCUUUAUUGAAUUGGAUAGCUUCUGAAUUGCCCUUUCCUCGAAUUGUUGACAAAAUGCUAAAGUUUUAUGUUCUUGAAUAAUAAAUCUCUUCACUUGAUUUGAGGAAAGAUCUUGCUUUGAGAGUGGUGCUGGGAGUUCAUCUCUAAGAUUUUCGUUUCGCUGCCCUGUGAAACCUGAAAUUUUUCACUACUGAUUACUAUUAGUGACGAUUCUCACUUAAAGUCUAGUCUAAAAUUUUCCUGAGAUUGGUCCAGUUAUAUUUAUUUGCUGAUUUUCUGGUGUUAUUUAUAUAUUAAGUUUCUAUUUUGUUGUUCAUAGUUCUUGAAGGCGAUGGCAGAGGAAGAUGUAAACCUGUCAGGUUUCAGGUCUAAGUUGACCCAAACACAGCUUGAAUGGAAACAGGAAAUGGAGAAAAAUCAGGUGCAAGUGGAUGCUUUGCAAGCAAAACUUUUGGAAGUGAAGGCAAGUGUACAAGGUUCCGAAGAAGAUACAAAGAAGGAGUUAGAUGUUCUAUGGCGAAGAGUUAAAACUACUGCUACUAUGUUAACGUAUUUGAAAUCCAAAGCUAGAAUCAUGGCUGUUCCACAUCUGGCCCAUACUUCAUGUGGUAUAAAGCAGCUGGAUGGAGUUGGACUAGUCGACAAAAAUGGUGUACCAUUAUCGAGAUGGUCAAGAAAUGUGGACCUUACUCCAUUUGAAGAUUUAGGGGAGGGAACUUGGUUGGAUAUUGGUAGUCAGAAUGGUUGUGUUGAUGAACAAGAUGGGGCUUACAUUGUUGAGCUAUUGAAAGGGGUAGAAAUGGUUACAGAUGUCAUGGAAUGUCUUGUCAAGAGGGCUAUAGUGGCAGAAUCCGAAACUGCUAUGGAGAAGGAGAAGGUAACUGUAGGGCAGGAAGAGAUAAAACGAAAGGCUGUUCAAAUCGAGAACAUGUCUGUAAAGUUAGAGGAGAUGGAAAAUUUUGCUUUGGGAACAAACUGCAUUCUGAAUGAGAUGCGUCAGAGGGUGGAAGAGUUGGUUGGGGAAACUUCUCGACAGAGGCAAAGAGCUGCAGAGAAUGAGCUGGAGCUUGCCCGAGUUAAGAGAGAUUUUGAAUCCCUGAAAACCUAUGUCAGUAGUCUUAUUAGUGUGAGAGAGACACUUCUUUCCUCCGAAAAGCAAUUCCAGACGAUCGAGAGGCUUUUCGAGCGGUUAGUUGCAAAGACUAGUCAACUAGAGACAGAGAAGAUGCAGAAAGAGACUGAGGUUCAGAAACUCAUGGAAGAGAACGUCAAGCUUAGCGCUCUACUUGACAAGAAAGAGGCCCAACUCUUGGCCAUGAAUGAGCAAUGCAAGGUUAUGGCACUGAGUGCUUCCAACAUCUAAUUUGGGAUGCUCACAAAUUAUGUCGCCCAGAUCAUUCUUCUUCUUUGACAUGACUCACCGCCUGCGCCAAACUUCAGUGGAUGCCGGUUACCUCUGCAGAUGAAUUCUGCCUGCAAUGGGAAUGAUUCCUUCCCCAUUGACAUGGCUUCGCACCUCUGUUGCUGUUUUCUUCUGUCGCUUUCCUUACGAAUGCUUGAAGUUAGUUGAUGUUGGUGCAAAGUUCUAAUCUUGGACUUGAAACUGUUGACCUUCACUGAAGUGCAUAAUGUCAAUAAUCAAAUGUAGAAGUUGUGAUGUAUUACUGUUGUGCUUGGGCAAUAAUGAUAGUGAUUGUCGUUUCAUCUGGCUAAUAUCAGUUUUCUCCAUAACCUUCCACAUAUGGAACAAUGGGUCUGUUCUUGUGUUCUACCCUGUUUCUGGACUUGCUCAAAUAAAGAAGAAGAAACUCAACAUCUAAAUAUUUUAAAAUUGACAUCUCCAAAAAGGGAAUAAUAGUAACAUUUUAUAGCUACUUAUCUGCCCCUACAAUCCACUACUUGAGAAAUAUUUUAUCAUAAUUAAAACUCCAUGUAACCAAGCAUUUUAUGUGUACUAUAUUUAAUGAAAUUUCUAAGUUAUCCUAUAUAUGUACUAUAUUAAAUGAAAUUUCUAGGUUUUACUUCCUUUUUUUGUAUUGAAAGAAUAAUAUUUUAAAUUAUUUUUUCUAUCCUG